AUGGCCCCCAAAUGGUACUGCCGGCCUGCGUGGCUGAAGGAUGGGUUCGAGCGGCAGGCGGAGUCACUGGACAUCUCGACGCCGCUUGGCGCGUGGCACUACGCGACAGUACCCUGUCGGAUUGCGUUGAUGCAGUCGGAGCGGCUCCUGGCGCGCUAUCGCGAUGUGCACGAGGAGCUCAUCGCAUCUCAGAAGAAGACGGAUGGAGGAUCUACGAAGAAACGGAGGAUAACGCAGCAACGUGAUGAACUUGUUGCUGCCAAAGAGGCAGUGCGGCCGCCAUCAUCCAAGGACUUGAAAAGCAAAAACUAUGUGAAUCCAGAGCUUUACCGCAACAACAACGCGAACAUGACGACGGCCAUUAAGAAGCAGACUAGAACUAUCAACGAGGAUCGACAGGUGCGGGUUUCUCAUGCCGCACGAGGAACGCACGGCGGAACGGGUUCUUCCCGGAAUCGCCCUCCUCUAGCGUCACUGAUUCAGAUAACGGCCUUUAUACCCUUUCUAGCGGACAAGGGAAAUUAG
Molecule: messenger RNA, 525 nt
Organism: Sparassis crispa
Lineage: Eukaryota; Fungi; Basidiomycota; Agaricomycetes; Polyporales; Sparassidaceae
Exons: 2
Coding region: 1-525 (174 amino acids)
Source: RefSeq, a predicted model, not a curated record